CCACCAGCCCCCUACCCCCCUUCCCAGCUCCACUGCCAGUCAGCUCGGCACAGCCUCUGGCCACGUCUCAAAACACCGCUUUGUACACAACCGGACAGUGGAAGUAGUCGAGCAGCUGCUGGCCGGGGCCAGAGGGGAGGAGACGAGGGGACCGCAGGGUGCUGGGACUCUGCGCACCGGCUCUGUCGACAGGCGGCACGGCCGAAAACUAAGCUUUAAGCUUUCUCAUUUACCCUCAGCACUGUCUUAGGAAGAGGCAAAGCACAGCUCCACAGAGGACGAGAAAGAGGAAGAUCCACAUCAAGCUCCUGAGAUUAACAGUGAUCCGCAGCCAUCAUGCUUCGCUGCAGAGUGAACCUCAGCACCAUGAUUUUCCUGGUGAUCCUACAAGGGGCAGCAGUGGUGCUGUUUUGUGGCUGGUAUGUCCAGCUUAGUCCCUGUGGCUCUGCUCCCUCCAAUGGCAAAGUACACGUUCUGCUGCUUUCAUCCUGGAGAUCAGGCUCAUCCUUCCUGGGUCAGGUGUUUAGUCAGCAUCCAUCAGUCUUCUACCUCAUGGAGCCCGCGUGGCAUGUGUGGACCAAAAUGCAGAAACCCGGUGCACGGGUGCUCCGAAUGGCGGUUAGGGAUCUGUUGCGGAGUGUCUACCAGUGUGACUUUUCUGCGAUGGAGCCCUACCUUCCAGAGCAACACAAUGUGUCUUCAUUGUUUAUGUGGAGUCACAGCCGGGCACUUUGCUCACCGCCGGCCUGUCCUCUCACGCCUCGCAACCAGUUCAGCAACCAGACUCUGUGUUACCAGACAUGUGAUGCAACAGGCCUGCAUAAGGUGGAGGAGGCAUGUGGCACUUACAGUCAUGUGGUGUUAAAAGAAGUGCGAUUUUUUGAGCUUGAAUCCCUAUACCCACUCUUGCAGGAUCCAAACCUAGAUCUCCGCAUCAUCCACCUGGUUCGUGACCCUCGGGCUGUUGUGCGAUCUAGAGAGCAGUCAGCCAAAGCCUUCAUGACUGAUAAUGCCAUCGUCUUGGAGCAAAAAAGCAUUUCAGCAGCCGAGGUGCAGUAUCAAGUUAUGCAAGAGAUCUGCCGUAGUCAUGUGCGGAUCAAUGAGAGGGCCAUCCUGAAACCCCCUCCAUUUCUCAAAGGUCGCUACAAAAUGGUCCGCUAUGAGGAUGUGGCGCGUAACCCACUUGGGGAGAUAAAUGGGAUGUAUGAGUUUGUAGGUCUGGAGAUGACCACGCAGUUGGCAGAAUGGAUCUACAGGGUGACCCAUGGAAAAGGCAAAGGCUCCAGGAAAGAGGCCUUUAAAAUCACUUCUCGAAAUGCUGCUGAUGUCUCUCAGGCUUGGCGUAGCACGCUUCCCCAUAACAAGGUCAAACGUAUCCAGGAAGUGUGUAAAGGGGCCAUGUCAUUGCUCGGGUACAGGACUGUUAACAGUGAAAAAGAACAGAAGAGACUUGACAUAGAUCUGCUAGUACCACAGGAACCAUAUCAGUUCAGCUGGUUGCCAGCUAAAACCAACCAACCAAGUAAUAGUUAAAGCAUGAGUGAUAAAGACAUUAAUACCAAGAGACUACAUUGGACUUGGUCAGGGCCUAUAUUCUUGAUAGGCUCUAAUAGUUGUUUAAGUUUUGUUUUUGUUUUUUUUCAUUUUAUGAUUAUCUUUAGUUAAUUUCAUGCUUUCCAGCUUGAGGUUUUGCUUUCAAUGUCUUACAAACAACUAAAGUAAUAACACCUUGGAGUAUAAGAUAGUAUAUACUAUCCUGGAUGGUGUGAGGCGAACUUGAAACAUUAAUACAUGCAGAAGUUAUUAGUCACAAGAUACAGACACAUGUACAUUUAUUUCACAUUUAUGUCACAUACGCCUACAUCCCAACCCUGACAUGACACACACAUCCUAAUUGUCAUCACUUGUUGGGACAAACAAAGACUUCAAUUCAAUUCCUGGAGCCUUACCCUAACCAUAACCACUACUUAUCUAACCUUAACCCUUACCUUACCUGAACCUAACACAACCACACAAAUUCAGAGAAACAAGACCACGAGCACACACACACUAAUCAUGUGUCCUCUGUUGUCCAGUGGAGGCCUGACUUUCCCUCUGAGGUAGUUAGUUUUUAAUAAGGCUUCCAUACCUCAUAGAAAUGCUUCUUUGUAGUGUCAUCUUAAGAAUAUGUCUUUUAUCAAUCUUUCUAAAUCCAUCAAGUGUUUUAAACUUUAAAAAUGAAUAGCUGUGAAUUAAAUUUUUGUUUCAAAUGAAAUCUAUUCUUAGAUUUCAUUAUUGACUCUGUUUACUUUGGUACAGAAAAGAAAAAAAUGUUGUCAUGAGAGUCACACUUCACACACAGAUAAUAGGUGUCUGGGUACUUAGGAAUGUUAUUGUUGUCAUCAAUUUGUAUUGUAUUAACUGUAGAUCUUAAUUUGUGGCAGUUGUUUGUGAGAUAAGUAUUUCUUUUUGAGUUGGCUUUAAAAUGGAGACUUUAAAAUUCAUUCCAUGUAUCAAACAACUUUUGAAAUUAGCAAUGUUCCAAUUGUUCCUGUAGCAUGUUGCUUUGUCAGUUAAUUUAUUCUUUUAUUUUUUUCUAGUGUAAAUUACAUUUUAAUUUUAUAUUGUACAUGUUUGAUUCCCCUUGUACAAUAAGUGCCUUCUAUGAGCUACACAGUUGAGGUUAUACUGAUUGAUUAUUCAAAACCUGUGAUUCCUUAGGGAUACUAAAUUGCACUCCUAAUAUUUUCUUACAUUUUAUUAUGUGAUUGAAAUGUGCUAUUUAUAACGAAGUUAGUUACUUUUAUAUUUUGUUUUGUAAUCAGAGGUGUAAAUAGGUUAGGAGGCUUUCAAUUCUUGCUUUCAAUAUUUAUCUACAGUUCUUAAGCUGUGUUAUGUAUUAUACAAUCUAUAUAAAACAUCAGUGGGCCAUAAUAAUAAUACAUCUCUAAAUUUAGAAAUCUGAGACCUACGUCUCUUCUUGCAUUUCGCAGAAAAGUUCUGCUAAACUGUGCAUUAACUAGACAAGACAAGAGAAGUGAGUAAAGCAUUGAGUUGCAUACUGAAUGACUUUGGAGGAACUACAGUUUGAGAUUUGUACAUAAUAAGACAUGUACAUAUCAUAAACUUAUCCUUCCGAAUUGCAUUUAUGGGCAAUUUUAACCAUUUGUGUACUUUUAGGUUCACUCACUUAAGAAAGAAAGUUAUCCUUGUAUAAUUGUGUCUUUUCAUAGCUAAUAUCACAACCUAGGUACCUUAUUGUUUUUCAUCUGAAUAUGUUCAGUCUUCCGCGAUUCGUCCUUUAUUGAUUUUCAUCAAUUCACUUUUUGAGAAACCCUCCAUUGCCUCCAUUGCCUUUGGAAGAGAUGUUUUAGUGUUAGUUAAAUAUAACAUGAAAUCAUCAGCAAAUAAACUCUUAUUUUCUUAAUCACAUUUAUGCUGCUUACUUCCUCUGUCCAAUUUUCUGAGCCAAAGGUUGGAUUGCAUACACAGGAGGGAGUUAACUGGCAACUAUCUCAGAUCCAUAAACCAGUACUGUUGGAGACUUAUCAGUUGUCUGCUUUAUGGUUGUUAUUUCAUCCAGAAUUUCAAACCGUUACAUUUUAUAUAAUAUAGCGCAAUUUAUAAAGAUUCUCUGGUUUUGCUUCAUUAGUAUUAAUGAGGUGAUAACAGCUUGUAACAUUUGUUUUGAGACUUCUAUUUUGUAAAAUGCCCGUUUUCAUGGUAGCAAACUUAAUCUGGGAGUAUCUUGACUAUUCUAUUAUUGAGGACUUUGGUAAUAGCUUUAUUGUCAUUACUACUUACAUAAGUCCGUACUCUGCUGUCCUGGUUUUUGUAUCACACUGAUUAUUGCCUGGUACAUUGUUUGUGGGAGACUAUGGUGCCUCCAUGCAAUAUUAGUAACGUUUAAAAGUAAAUUAAUAGUCUGUGUCCUACAUAUAGAAUAAAAUUAUUUUGGUAAACUAU
Molecule: messenger RNA, 3945 nt
Organism: Acanthopagrus latus (yellowfin seabream)
Lineage: Eukaryota; Metazoa; Chordata; Actinopteri; Spariformes; Sparidae
Gene: chst6
Product: carbohydrate sulfotransferase 6
Exons: 2
Coding region: 337-1533 (398 amino acids)
Biological process (GO): N-acetylglucosamine metabolic process; sulfur compound metabolic process; carbohydrate metabolic process
Cellular component (GO): Golgi membrane
Molecular function (GO): N-acetylglucosamine 6-O-sulfotransferase activity
Source: RefSeq, a predicted model, not a curated record